AGCAGAGCACCGCAUCGCAUUGCUUCCACACGAUCGGACCGAGCCGAGAGAUUCUGGACUGUUCCACACGAUCCAUGACGUCCACGGUGACCACGCCCACGCCCAGCCGCCCGCUCCCGGCGGGGCCCCAGCGCCGCCGGUACCGGCCCACCGUGCUCGCCAUCGCCGGCGGUAGCAAGCCGCCGCGGCGCCGUGCACCGGCCGCGGCCACCAGCUGCGCGGCGCUCGCGGCGCCCGAGAAGCAGAGCACGGCCACCGCCAAGCUGUCCACUUCGCCCGCGCCGGCUCAGGCGUCCGAGGGCACGGACUACGACGAGGUGGCCGCCACGCUGGAGACGCUGUACAAGCUGAGCCCCGUCAUCGUGGAGGAGGACGAGAAGAGGAGCAAGAAGCAGGCGGCAACCAAGAAGAAGAGGAAGCAGGGGAGGACGAAAUCGGCAGCGACGACGACGACGGCGACGCCGAGGAGGACAGUGGUGGUGAGGAGCCAGCGGCGCCGGCGGAUGGACCUGGGGAAGAGGGUGGAGAUGCGCGAUCUGGCCGCCGGCAGGGAGGACGAACACCGGGAUGGGGAGCGCGCGUUCGAGGAGGCGCUGCUGCGGGAGCACGCCGUGUCGACGGACAUGGGCAGCCUCGACUGGAGGCGGAUGAAGAUCCCGCCGGUGCUCUCCGCCGCGCAGAGCGCCCGCCUCUUCAAGAUCAUGCAGCCCAUGAAGGCCAUUUUGGAGGUGCAAGAGAACCUGCGGAACGAGCUGCAGAGCGAGCCGACGGACGCAGAGGUCGCCGAGGCCAUGAACAUGCCGGUGCAGCGGCUACGGCGGCUCCGCGACGUCGGCCGGGCGGCGAGGAACAAGCUCAUCAAGCACAACCUACGGCUCGUCCUGUACGCGAUCAACAAGUACUACCCGGACAUGACCGGCGACGAGAGGUUCGCCGACCUGUGCCAGGCCGGCGCCAACGGGCUCAUCACGGCCAUCGACCGCUUCGAGCCCAAGCGCGGCUUCCGCAUCUCCACCUACGCGCUCUUCUGGAUCCGCCACUCCGUCGUCCGCGCCAUGACGCUCUCCAGCUUCACCCGCUUCCCAUUCGCCAUGGAAUCGGAGAGACAAGAGAUCAACAGGGCUCGGGAGGAGCUGUCGUUCGAGCUCGGGAGGGCGCCGACGGACGAGGAGACGAUGAAGAAAGUGGGGCUGUCGCCGGCGAGGUACCGCGACGUGGUGCGGAUGACGAGGCCGACCUACUCGCUCCACUCGCGGAACCGUGUCACGCAGGAGGAGCUCAUCAAAGAGGUCACCGACGUCGACGCCAUCGGGGUCGACACCCACAAGCACAACCGCCUCCUCCGCCUCGCCAUCGACGACCUCCUGGAUUCGCUGAAGCCCAAGGAGAGCGUGGUGAUCAGGCAGAGGUUCGGGCUGGACGGCAGGGGGAGGCGCACGCUGAGCGAGAUCGCCGGCAACCUGAGGAUCUCGAGGGAGAUGGUGCGCAAGUACGAGCUCAAGGCGCUCAUGAAGCUCAAGCACCCCACCCGGGUCGACUACCUACGAAGAUAUAUGUGAAAUUAUCUUUAUAUAUCUCGGUCGCGCACGUGCAUAUAGUACAUUGCAAGAUGGCAUAGACUCAUCAUUGAUUCCGUAUUUCGGACAUGUAUAUAAGUCUGUAUAUACGAGUGAGGUUGUAUAUAUAAUAUUUGAUUUAGACCUCGCGCUGAUGUAAUUCGUAGCACGCAGAAAAGAAAAUGGUCUCUGGUAUUAUUUAAACUAAUAAAUCAUUUUGCAUUACCUAUUUA
Aegilops tauschii subsp. strangulata is the source of this 1789-nucleotide messenger RNA. RefSeq names its product RNA polymerase sigma factor sigE, chloroplastic/mitochondrial. Gene Ontology annotation, molecular function: DNA-binding transcription factor activity. The record is from RefSeq and is a predicted model, not a curated record. Gene Ontology annotation, biological process: DNA-templated transcription initiation; regulation of DNA-templated transcription. Lineage: Eukaryota; Viridiplantae; Streptophyta; Magnoliopsida; Poales; Poaceae.